ACCACUAUUUCCUCUUCGACUUCCCCGGGCAAGUGGAGCUCUUCACUCUGCACUCCAGCGCUCAGAGCAUCAUCAAGCGCCUCACCGACAAGAUGCACUACAGACUAGCGGCAGUGCAUCUGGUGGAUGCGCAACUGUGCAGCGAGGCACAUUGCUCCUCUAUGUCUAUCCCCAUCCUCCCGCACACCUGCCACUGCUCCCCUCUCUCUUCCCUUCAUGCACACCAGCUAGCGGCAGUGCAUCUGGUGGAUGCGCAUCUGUGCAGCGAGGCACACAAGUACGUGGCGGCGCUGCUGCUGUCGCUGCAGGUAAAGGCAUUCAACCUUGACUUCUACACGGACGUGCAGGACCACUCCUACCUGCAGCCGAGCAUCAAAUCUUUCCCGUCUCUGCCUCUUCCCCUCUUCCCCGCCCUCAGCAUUCAACCUCGACUUUUACACGGACGUGCAGGACCUCUCGUACCUGCAGGAGCAUCUCGAGAGCGAUCCUCGCAACAAGCGAUACUCGUGAGUGCACAUUCCAUUCGACACGCACAUUGCUCCACUCUCAUUCCAUUCCGCUGUCCCGUGUUGUCAGGCCAGCUGAUAUAG
Molecule: messenger RNA, 590 nt
Organism: Closterium sp. Naga37s-1
Lineage: Eukaryota; Viridiplantae; Streptophyta; Zygnematophyceae; Desmidiales; Closteriaceae
Source: the annotation of a GenBank genome assembly